AUGAUCCGGUUAAGGGUGGUGUUCAUCCUGUUGACGGUGAUCGCCGCGACCACCAGCACACAAGCCAUCGACUGGACCUUCUGGAACGAUGACGACGAUUCCACCGCCUCGUCCGGCUCGAGCACGGGCAUGGAGACCCUGUCACCCGAAGCGCUCAAGAGUAUGAUGGGCUCCGACUACAUGGACGCUGUCAAGUCCUUGAUCUCCUCGGGCCAUGGCUCGGAGUUUUCGGACUCGGACUCUGGAUCAGACUCCUUCAACAAGGCUACGGACGCGCCUACUUCGUCGGACUCGUCCGACUCCUCCUCGGGCUCCGACAACUCGGUGGUGCCCGCUUUCUCCUUCUCGGGGUCUGGUGCGGACUCGAUCCCUCCGGUGAGUGAAAUGGCCUCGCCUUCGAACGCUGUGAGCACUGUCCGGUCCAACUACCGCAACUGGGUCGGACCUUACAGCAAAGGCGGAGACUCGGCUUGCUACCGCGAAUCCCACAUCAUGGACACCUGCCCGAGCAACUUCGACCGCAACGACCUGACCAACACGUGCUGGACCGAGUGCCCGAUGGAGUACCCGGUUGAGUGCGGCAUGCAGUGCAUCCAGCAGAACAACGACUGCGGCCGUGAGAACGUCGCCAAGAUCUCGGCCGUGGCCAUGUCCGCUCUCAGUAUGGCGAGUUUCGGUGUCUUCGGCCAGCUCGCGAAGCUCGGCAAGAAGGUGACGUGGGCGGUCAGAUGCGUCAACAUGCUCAUGACAGCCACGAGAGCGAUCGUGCGUUUCACGCGUAACCAAAUGGUCAACGACCCGCAGACGUCCCAGGAGAAGCUCCUACUGCUGCUGUACCAGACGAACUACGUCGUCGCCGAUCUUCCCGCUACGAUCUAUGCCUGCAUGGGCAAGAAUGUGCCCGCCAACCUAAACCUGGCCCGUGGUCUGCUCCCCACGGCCCAGUUCGUGUUGCUGCUGGUGCUGAGUUACGACGACGACAUCAUCCACAGUUGGGAGAAGUUCAAGGCCUUCAUGAAGAGGGCCAACUUCACGGAGGCUGCCGAGGCCAUCACGGAUGGUGAGAUCUCGAGUCUCGAGACGGCCAUGAAGCAGAACACGACGUGCGGCGAGGAGAUGCGGUCGCUGACCAACCAGGUCUGGAUGACGGUGAACGAGUACCGCGAGGACAACCCCAAGAUCAAGGAGUCGGAGCUACGCCUGAAGCUCAGCCAGUCGGACUUGAUGCUGUACGACGUCGCCACAGUGACUAACAACUGCAUGAACCAAAUGGCCUCCGAGUCGUCGGUGGCCACCGCCUACAAGACCCGUGAGACUUUGCGCAAGACCUAUGGAGUGAUAAUCGACGACCUCAUCAAGGACGGCAAGAGCGACAACGGUACGUCCAUGGCCGCCAAGCACAACGCCUACGUGUGGCUGGACAACGCCAUCACCUUCGUCUCAGUCGCUUCAGUCCUCAUCGACCCCACAGAUCUGUCGACGCUGUUUGCCGAAUAUCUCCAGACGAUCUGCGGUCCGACGCAGUUCAUGGGCGAGAUCGACGAUGGCGAUGAGGCCGCCACUCUGGGCAUGAACGCGCUCCAUAAGGCCUUCAAGAACAGCACGCUCUCGUGGACCAGGAAGGGCGACGGCGCUGUCAUUAUUAACUUCAAGAGCAAGGACACGAAGGAUGUGACGGUCAACAUCAUGUCUGGAGGUGAUAAGGUCGACGAAGUGGACGUCAAAGCUGGAGGCACUGCCCAGUGGAAAUCAAAUGUCACGGCUCUGGGUGGCAAGACGCUGUACCUCGACCGCUGA
This is a messenger RNA of Phytophthora sojae, 1797 nucleotides long. RefSeq lists its product as hypothetical. The record is from RefSeq and is a predicted model, not a curated record. The transcript has a single exon. Bases 1 to 1797 code for a protein of 598 amino acids. Lineage: Eukaryota; Oomycota; Peronosporomycetes; Peronosporales; Peronosporaceae.